Messenger RNA from Paramecium sonneborni, 1546 nucleotides. The record is from the annotation of a GenBank genome assembly. Lineage: Eukaryota; Ciliophora; Oligohymenophorea; Peniculida; Parameciidae.
AUGGAACCUUAAAAUUGUAUUAAGUCUACAUUUAAAUUUAGAAAUAACUAAAGCAGUAUCAGAUGGAUUUGAAAAUUUAUUACUAACAUAACCGUAAUUUACAAUAUAAAAGAAAAAAGUAUUUUUAGAAGAUAACUUAAAAUAUGGAAAGGAGAUCGAGAGAGAUUAUAAUAAAUUAUAAGAUAUAAUAGAUGUAUAAUAAAUAUAGAAAAUUGAUUAGAAUUUAUAAGGAAAAGUUGAUAAAAUAAUUAAAUCAUAAGAAGAUGAUUUUAUGAUAGCUUACAAAGAACAAAUGACUGAAGUAUAAAAAGAAUUAAAGGCGAUGAAAAGAAAGAUAGAUGAAGAAGCACUUAGAUAAAAAGCUGAUGAAAAAAAAAGAAUUUUAGAAGAAGAGAGAGAUUAUUUUAGAGAAGAAGCCUUGAGAUUAGAUAAAUUAUGCUAAGAGUAAUUAAGAACUAUUGAAGAAUUGAAGUUUAAAUUGAAAAUAACUUUAGAGGAAAAAUAAUAUUAUGAAGGAUUUGUUAUUGGUAUAAAAUAGUAAUAAGUGAUUAGAUUCUAAGAAAGAAAAUAAAGCUUUAAAAUAUGAAUUACUUUAUUUAUAUAAAUAAAAAAGUGAAGAAUAAAAAUUUGGAUAAAGAGUAGGAUCAGUUGGAAAUAUAAAUCCAAGAACAAUUAUGAAAAAGAAUACUGAUUAUAGACCAUUUACUUAAGAAGGCACAAUAAUGACUGCAACUAAAGAUGAUUUAGGAGAGGGAUCAAAACGAGAAUUCUCAUCUAUAAAGCAAGGAUAAAAAACAUAAUUAUCUAGUAAAAUAUAAGAUUAUGGAUCAUCUUAACAUGAUUUUUUUAAAAGAGAUUUAUCUUCCUAACAAUAAAGUAGAUAUAAUUAGGAUAUAUAAUAAGUAUUAAUUUUUAUAUAUUAGAUCGAAGAAACUACAAAAAAAGAAUUGAUUCAAGAGCUUAAAUCUUAAUUAUAAAAAGAAAAAUAAAUAAUUUAAUAGUUGAAAGUAGAAUUAUCAAAAUAGAAUUGUCAAAAAGGAGAAUUAGAAUAAAUAUUAUUAGAUUGUGUUAAUCAAAUGAAGAAAGAAGUGCAUUAUCGUUAAAGUUAAUAAAAAUAAUUAUUAAAUCACAGACUUUCAGAUUCUUAGCCAAACUUAGAGGGUGAAAUGAAUUUUUCUUAAUUCACUCAUACUGACAAGAUGUAAUUAAUUGAAAAUAUUCUUAGUUAAUUAUUAAGAAGGUAUAUUAGUAGUGAAGAAUUUUUAGAUUAAUUAUAUUAGAUUACUUUUAACAACUAAAUGUAAUUAUCUACAUCUUUAAAAUUAAAUGAGAAAUGGAAAAUGGAUGCAGAUGAAGCUACAAAAAAAUUUAAUAAUUUCAAAUAAUUUAAGUUUAAAAACAUAACAAGUCAACGUAAAAUUAUUAUAACUUUUUAGCAAUUUUAAAAACAUCUCUUAUAAAAAGAUAAGAUAAAGAGAUUGUAUAAAUUUCUAAUAAUUUCACUGAAAAAACUAAAGGAUUAAUUGAUAAAAUAAUAAAAAGUUGA